Messenger RNA from Siniperca chuatsi (mandarin fish), 2277 nucleotides. RefSeq names its product cytosolic sulfotransferase 2-like. Lineage: Eukaryota; Metazoa; Chordata; Actinopteri; Centrarchiformes; Sinipercidae. Gene Ontology annotation, molecular function: sulfotransferase activity. The coding region runs from base 1083 to 1964 and encodes 293 amino acids. Gene Ontology annotation, cellular component: cytoplasm. The record is from RefSeq and is a predicted model, not a curated record. The transcript has 8 exons. Gene Ontology annotation, biological process: sulfation.
CUACUUUAAACUAUAUUCACAAAAAGGAACAUGGUAGGGUUUUGAAUAAGUAUGUUUUUUGGCAGAUUAUUCAUUGACCUGAAUAAUGAUAUUUUUUCUGGGUUCAUGCUUCUAAAGUUAGGUCAGAUCAUGCACAGCAAAUACUUUAACUCUGUACCUGCUGGGAUUAAUGAUUAAAAUGUGGAGCCAAACACCUCAUUCACAAUCUGAGAAUAUUUGAAUUGGCAGGAGUGAACCAGAAAGGCAAAGAAGUCUUUUAAUCAUUGGUUGCCAAAAAUAUAUCUGCCUAGUUUUUACUUAAGGAAAAGAAGGAUAAAGGUUAAAGGGAUUUGAUUUAUUUUAUUUUAACUUUCAUUUAAGAAAAAUGGCACAUUAAAUGUAAGCAGUAGGCUAUUGUCAUGGAAUUUCUUAUGUUACAUGUGUAAGAGCCACAUCUGUAAGUUAUUUCCCCUAGGCCCCAUAUGUAGAGAUGGUAACAGAAACAUGGCUAUAGUCCAUACGACUGGAAGCAGCUAGCCUGCGCCAACAAAAUCUGCCUACCAGCAUCUCUAGAGCUCACUAAUUAACACGUUAUACUGUAUCUUGCUUGUAUAAUCUGUAUAACAACUGAACCUAAAUUGGCAAAUUUGCGUUUUUACACUUUUGUUUGUGUACAGGUUAAACAAACGAGAUGUGACAUGACUGUUAUAUUGUUUGUUACCAUUGGAAAGAGCGAGACUAGCUGUUUCCCCUGUUUCCAGUCUUUGUGCUAAGCUACGCUAACUGGCUGUAGCCUUUUUAACGGCCAGAUAUCAGAGGGGUAACGAUCUUCUCAUCUACAAGAGCGAUUCAUAGGUACAUAGAUUGUACUUCAAACCUGACCAAACCAGUGGUUCACGUUCAAAUUCAAAGCUGAUAAAAUGUCACAUGCCAACAGUAGUUACACGCCUACAUUCAUUCCAGGAAGUUGUGCAGCAUGUCAGAGUGUGUAUUACACAACAAACUGACUUCCUCAGUGUGCGUGAUCCAGACACAGCCACUGUUUUGGGAAACACCUACUCAGCAGGUAAGGCCCCAAUGCGUAGAAUAAGUAAUUUUCACAGAUGGAGCUGCCACCUCGUCCAGCACUGUUUGACUUCCAUGGAGUCUCCAUGACCAAAUACUUCACUGACAACUGGAACAGCAUACAGAACUUCAAAGCAAGACCAGAUGAUAUUCUUAUAGCUACUUAUCCUAAAGCAGGAACCACGUGGGUCUCUUACAUCCUGGAUCUUCUGUAUUUUGGGCAGACAUCUCCAGAGCGUCAGGUGUCCAUUCCUCUUCACGAGAGAGUGCCGUUUCUGGAAAUCAGCAUACCUUCUCUACCCACAGGUAAAGACUUGGCAGACCAGCUUCCUACCAUUCCUCGUCUCAUUAAAACUCAUCUACCGGUCCAGUUUAUACCUAGGUCCUUCUGGGAGCAGAACAGCAGGAUAGUCUAUGCGGCUCGUAAUGCAAAGGACAAUGCAGUGUCCUAUUUCCAUUUUGGCCGCAUGAACAAUGCCCAGCCAGAACCAGGAGACUGGAGCACCUUUCUACAGGAUUUCAUGGAGGGAAAGGUGGCGUUUGGAUCAUGGUAUGACCAUGUGAACGGCUGGUGGGAGAAGAAACAGACUUAUUCAAAACUUCACUACAUGUUCUAUGAAGACCUGAUUGAGGACUGUGGACGAGAGAUAGACCAUCUCUGUUCCUUCCUUGGUUUGUCGCUUUCAGCUGAGGAGAAGGAAAGAGUCACAACUGAAGUGAAGUUUGACAAUAUGAAAGAAAACAAAAUGACUAACUAUUCCACUGUCCAAAUUAUGAAUCAGAAGGUGUCUCCUUUCAUGAGAAAAGGGAAAGUUGGUGACUGGAAGAAUCAUUUCACUGUGGCCCAGGAUGAACAGUUUGAUGAGGACUACAAGCAGAAAAUGAAGAAUCCUACACUGCAGUUUCGUACUGAAGUUUAAAGGCCCAGCCUGGCCCGGCCCGGCCCGGCUGUGCAUAAUUAAGAGUCCUGAACUGUGUUAAUUUGAUGAUAAUGUUGAUGUUACUGAGUCAGAUGUUGAAUUGAUUGACAAGGAUAUUGUCGAAUUAGUGUGACACAUUCUCCUUAUUGUGAUGUCGACUGAUGACUUUCAUAUGUUUGACCCUUGUGGAAUCAUGUGAACAACAGCUGCAAUCAAUAACAAUCUCUUGGAAAUAAUGUCAGUGCAUAUUAAAACAUUGGAUAAGAAGAUUCACCCACACAUGUUUUAUAAAUGAUAAUGUAAUACAUAAAAA